Colletotrichum abscissum is the source of this 474-nucleotide messenger RNA. RefSeq lists its product as uncharacterized. Lineage: Eukaryota; Fungi; Ascomycota; Sordariomycetes; Glomerellales; Glomerellaceae. The record is from RefSeq and is a predicted model, not a curated record. The transcript has a single exon. The annotation marks the transcript as partial.
AGACGGUACACUCGUUGUGCGCCUAGGCAUGCUUUCAGGAGCAAAGGGCAUUGCGCAAGUUUUGAACUUGCUCGAAAUCAUGGCCAAGACCAUGCCCAAGCCUUAGAAUUUGCCGUCUGGAGGGAGUGCCACGCAUCCGGAGGUGCAGAAGCAGGUCGUGCAGCAUCCAGCUCGGCAUGUCGUCGUGUUCUGGAGACUGGCUGUGCCGUACCGCGGACAGCAUGUCUUGGGAGUGCGUGCGGAUGUCAUGCCAGCCAGUCAGAUGGCUUGCCACGCCCUUCACCGGCCACACGCCCCCUUUCGCCGCCACAACUAUUUGAUUCCCAUCCGCUGGGAACCUCGACCGUAAGAAUCCCAAAGGUUGAGCAGGGAACAAGGGCUCUCGAUUCUCAUGGUUGGGGCCCUGCUCGCUGGCUGCCACGCUCUCGUGGCUGUGGCUCUCUGAGUCUUUGCUUUCUCAACUGCGGUGGUUGA